This is a messenger RNA of Nicotiana attenuata, 2718 nucleotides long. RefSeq names its product lysine-specific histone demethylase 1 homolog 1. The transcript has a single exon. Gene Ontology annotation, cellular component: nucleus. NCBI's taxonomy places the organism in Eukaryota, Viridiplantae, Streptophyta, Magnoliopsida, Solanales, Solanaceae. Bases 147 to 2600 code for a protein of 817 amino acids. The record is from RefSeq and is a predicted model, not a curated record. Gene Ontology annotation, molecular function: protein binding; oxidoreductase activity.
UAAAUUUGUUUUUGUUUUACCCAUAAACACCCCAAACUUUAACUCACGUUACGUUCCAGCCUUUCGUAACCCUUUAGCACUGGUCGCAUUGGCGAGCAAUUUUGGUUCCCAGUAACGACGCUUAGCUCAGCUUUCUCUAUUCCCCCAUGGAAACUUCCGCCGGACAUCCGCCGGGAACAUCUCUCCACAUCAACUCCGGCGACAUUCUCCGACAAGACAAUCCCCAAAAUGACAAUGACAAUUCUUCCCCUCCUCAAACGACACCUGAACCUGCCGUUUCAGACUCUCAACCCGACGACCUUCCAGAACCUUCCAAACCGGAAAUACCCCCCUCCGAAUUACCACCACCGCCCACCGGAAACACCCCACCCCAAGUCAAAAAACGACGCCGUAGAAAACGUUUCUUCACGGACAUGAUUCCCACCUCAGUUUCCGCCGCCGCCGUCUCCGGCCUCCGUGUUCUCCGCCCUAACCCUAAACCCUCCACCGCAUAUUCAUACUCCGAGACGGAAUUAGCUACCGGUGACGACCUUAAUAAGAAUCACAAUCGCCGGCGAAGGAUUUCCGAUCUCGCUAAAGAAGUCGACCUUGAAGCCCUAAUUGCUAUCUCCGUUGGGUUCCCUGUCGAUUCCCUUACAGAGGAAGAAAUUGAAGCUAAUGUAGUUUCCGAAAUUGGGGGUGUUGAACAAUCUAAUUACAUUGUCGUACGUAACCACAUCCUCGCACGUUGGCGGUCCAAUGUUACUGUUUGGCUCACAAAAGAUCAUGCUUUGGAGUCCAUACGAGCUGAACACAAAAACCUCGUGCAUUCUGCUUACACUUUUUUACUACAACAUGGGUAUAUCAAUUAUGGAGUAGCUCCAGCUAUAAAAGAACUAAAAUUUAAGACACCCGAAGGGGUCCCGAAAGGGAAUGUAAUCGUUAUUGGGGCUGGGUUAUCAGGUUUAGUUGCUGCGAGGCAGUUGAUUUCGUUGGGGUUUAAAGUUGUGGUUCUUGAAGGAAGGGGUAGACCUGGUGGCAGAGUGAGGAGUAAGAAGAUGAGUGGGGGACGAAAUGGGGUUGUUGCUGCUGCUGAUUUAGGUGGGAGUGUGUUAACUGGAAUAAAUGGUAAUCCGUUGGGUGUUCUGGCGAGGCAGCUAGGCAUUCCGCUUCAUAAGGUGAGAGAUAUUUGCCCUUUGUAUUUGCCUAAUGGUAGAACUGUGAAUUCGGAUAUUGAUUCUAAAGUUGAAGCGUCGUUUAAUAAGUUGUUAGAUAGGGUGUGUAAACUUAGGCAGGCAAUGUUGGAUGAGGUUAAGAGCGUGGAUGUUUCGUUAGGUACUGCGUUGGAGACGUUUAGGCAUGUGUAUAGAGUGGCUGAGGAUCCCCAAGAGCAAAUGCUUCUGGAUUGGCAUUUGGCCAAUUUGGAGUAUGCUAAUGCUUCAUUGAUGUCCAAUCUGUCGAUGGCGUUUUGGGACCAGGAUGACCCUUAUGAAAUGGGGGGUGAUCAUUGUUUCAUCCCUGGAGGAAAUGAGAGGUUAAUUCGGGCUCUGGCAGAGGACAUUCCUAUUUUUUACGAUAGGACAGUGGAAAGUGUAAGAUAUGGUACUGAUGGGGUUUUAGUGUAUGCUGGUGGGCAGGAAUAUCGUGGGGAUAUGGUUCUCUGCACGGUUCCACUGGGAGUGCUGAAGAGGGGCAACAUUGAGUUUGUACCCGACCUUCCUCAGCGCAAGAAAGAUGCGAUUGAGAGAUUAGGAUUUGGAUUGUUGAAUAAGGUUGCUAUUCUGUUUCCCUACGACUUUUGGGGUGGAGAGAUUGAUACUUUUGGACACUUGAAUGAGGACCCGAAUAUGAGGGGUGAGUUUUUUCUGUUCUAUAGUUAUUCUUCGGUUUCAGGUGGACCCCUUCUUAUUGCUCUUGUAGCUGGAGAAGCAGCAGUAAAAUUUGAAAAGAUGUCUCCUCUUGAAUCUGUUGGGAGGGUUCUUGAAAUUCUGAAGGGAAUAUUCAGUCCGAAAGGAAUUGCUGUUCCCGAUCCACUUCAAGCAGUUUGUACGCGUUGGGGACAGGAUCAGUUCUGUUAUGGUUCUUAUUCCUAUGUUGCAAUUGGAGCCUCAGGGGAUGAUUAUGAUAUCCUCUCUGAGAGUGUUGGCGACCGAAUUUUCUUUGCAGGUGAAGCAACUAAUAAACAGUAUCCUGCAACAAUGCACGGGGCUUUUCUCAGUGGGAUGAGAGAGGCUGCUCACAUACUGAGAGUUGCGGAUAGAAGGUCAAUAUCUCCAGCUGAGAAAUCAAAUAAUUUCAGUCAAGAAAACAUUAUUGUUGUAGAUAAGUUCUUCGAUACUCCAGACCUUAAAUUUGGUAGUUUCUCUGUGUUGUAUGAUCCCAUAUCAACUGACCUGGAGUCUAAUUGCUUAAUACGAGUUGCAUUGCAAGGAGAGAAACUUUUAUAUUUAUAUAGCCUGAUCGCUCGAAGGCUAGUACUGGAGCUAAGCAAAUUAGAAGGGGAUCUGAGCAGGAUACAAAUGUUAACACGUGACUUUGGGGUGAAAUUGGUUGGUUGGAAGAAUUUAUCCGCUGCUGCAGGAUCUCUAAUCACCUCCAUCGAAUCGGCUAGAUCAGUUUGAAUUUGGAGCUACUAGUUCUGGUUGAUGCAGAUAAGAUAAUAUAUAAGAUAAUUUUAUGGCACAAAUGUGCAGUUCAAUUGUACAAUGUACAUCAAUCCCAAGUUUUACUCUUACAUCA